CAGCUGCUCAAACAACAUCAUGGGAAUUGUUUGGAAAACACAUCCCCUGGCUCAUAUCCCUGGCAGAAUUUGCAGUAUCCUCACCACUCAGGAGAUUGUCUCUUAAGAUGCUGGCCUGAACUUUAGUGCAUCCAUGGAGGAGAAAGUGCACUGAGUAAGCCCCAUUACAUUGAAGAAAUGGUUCUGCUGGUGGCAAUAGCAGAAGUGCUGUUGGUUCUGGGUUUAGCUGUGGAAUCAGACUCUCUCUGCUUACCCACAACCUUUUACAAGAGCUGCUGGAUUCGACGCUUCCCAGGUCUUCUGAUUGACCUGCAGGAAUCACAGAAGAGGGGAGCCCAGGUGCUGAAGAUUUAUGAAGAAGUCUCACCCCAGCAGUGCAGCAGAACCUGCUGCCUUCUGAGGAAUGUUUCCUGCAAUCUAGCAGUUUUCUACCAUGGAGCUCUUCAUAAGAAUAUGAAUUGCCUGCACAUAUCUUGCCCAGCAUUGGAAAGUUGCAUACUAAAGGCUAAAAUCAAUGUCAUUUUGUACAACAUCACAACAGGAAUUGAUCCAGAUCUUCUUAUUUUUGAGAAACUGACAUCCAAAGAACUAAAUACUCACUCUUCACCAAGUAAAUGUGAAAGGCAAAACAGCACAAAGACCACUGAGUGGGAAAGAUGCCAGCAUCAUAAUGCUACAUCAAGUUCUCUUUUGCUCCAAGCUCCAUCUUCUACCACUAGCCACGGAUUCAUAGCAAACACUUACACCUUCAGCACAAGCCUGACAGUUCAAAACACUGAAGUUACUACUUAUUUCACUGCAGAAACUUUUCCACCGGAUGAUCGUUUUGCUAAGAGGACAAGCACUUCAGUAAGCACUAGGUCAAUCACCAGCUCUGACAAGCCUGUGCACUCAACUUUGAUAUUCAGAUCUGCUGACGUAUUAUCCCACAUGCCCACUUCUCGUCUGAACAGCAGUAAGCAGCAUUUAAAUGAAACCAAAGGCUACAGUGGUAGAAAUUAUACUUCGGAUAAUGAGGCACCUGCCUGGGAAGCUGCAGCUUUGGGUGUCUGGUUGAUUCCUAUUAUUCUUUGCUCUUCUCUCGUCUUGCUUUGCUGUUGUACUAUUGCUUUCACAGCAGGGCGUUGCAGCAAUAGGAGAGGUCAGUAUAAGCCCAUAAGGAGAAGAAGAACAAUGUCAAGACAAUUUAUAAAAUAUACUACUGGUAAUUUGUAAAAUAUUGUCACUAUCCUUAUUUUGGAACAAAUAUCUUUUGAAAAAUGAAUCGUAUAUACCAACUUACCUCUUUUAAAGAAACAAAGAUAAUUUUCACUGAUGGUUUCAGAAUCGUUCAGUUGUAGUUUAUUUCUCAACAGAUAAAACACAAUUCCCCUGUCCCCUUAGGUAAGUACACAUUCAUAGCUCCCACUUCAUGCUCAGAGGCAUUUGAGUACAUUUUGGUUCACAAUCUGACCCAGACUAAUGCCUAACUAUACACUUUCCCUAACUUAAGAGAGCAGAUUCACUGUAGCUGUAUGUGUCCU
Messenger RNA from Pezoporus occidentalis (night parrot), 1523 nucleotides. RefSeq names its product MANSC domain containing 4 (gene MANSC4). Gene Ontology annotation, biological process: extracellular matrix organization; epidermis development; epithelium development. Gene Ontology annotation, molecular function: serine-type endopeptidase inhibitor activity. The transcript has 3 exons. The record is from RefSeq and is a predicted model, not a curated record. NCBI's taxonomy places the organism in Eukaryota, Metazoa, Chordata, Aves, Psittaciformes, Psittacidae. The coding region runs from base 178 to 1215 and encodes 345 amino acids. Gene Ontology annotation, cellular component: plasma membrane.